Molecule: messenger RNA, 2445 nt
Organism: Cyprinodon tularosa
Lineage: Eukaryota; Metazoa; Chordata; Actinopteri; Cyprinodontiformes; Cyprinodontidae
Product: transcription factor 12-like
Exons: 13
Coding region: 39-1601 (520 amino acids)
Biological process (GO): regulation of transcription by RNA polymerase II
Cellular component (GO): transcription regulator complex
Molecular function (GO): protein dimerization activity; RNA polymerase II cis-regulatory region sequence-specific DNA binding; DNA-binding transcription factor activity, RNA polymerase II-specific
Source: RefSeq, a predicted model, not a curated record
AUAGAGGAAGGAGAGCAUGUGAACUAUACACCCCACACAUGAGGAGAGAGUUGGACAGAGGAGCUGUGUGUGUGGAGAGCAGUGAGAAGUGUCCUUCUGAUCCAAACAGAGUUAUGUACUGUGCUCAUCCUGCCACUGGGACAGGCAACAACUCAUUGAUGUACUGCUACAACAUGAAGCCAGUUUAUGGGCAACCUCCCAGCUCUGACGGCCUCAACCACAACUCAACUUCCCACUCAUCAGGCAAAGUCGCCAGCAAUGUGUUUGCAAGCUCCUUUUUUGAAGGGAUGAGUAAUUCUCCUGACAUCUGGAGCGCUGUAAACGGGCUGAACCAGCAUGGCUAUGAAGGGGCCCUGGGGCCUUCUGUGGGCCACCAAACACAGCUGGGGAGCUACAGCUGCCUGCAGCCCACACGUGCAAACCUGGACUUCUCUCCUCAGUCGAUGAUAUCGGCUGAAAUGAACAGGGGUCUACCGCCGAUGUCCACCUUUCACCGUAACAACGCAGUAUCUCGCUCUCCCUCUGAGAACCCCUCAGAGAAUACAGCAGUCUCAGGAAGCCACCUAACUGUGUCAGGAGCGUCACAGACAGGGGAUACCUUGGGAAAAGCUCUGGCCUCUAUCUAUUCCCCCGAUCACACCAGCAGCAGCUUCCCCUCCAGCUCCUCCACACCAGUGAGGUCUCCGUCCCCGCUGCCAAACACAGCUGAAUCUACAGGAAACAAUCUGUGGAGCCGCAGUUCAGUCCAGCCGCCGGUGUCUCCGCACUUUGAGUCCUCACUCAUAUCGAUGUCUCAGGUGGAGGACCGCCUGGACAGACUGGACGACGUUAUCCACGUUCUGAGGAACCACGCCGUGGGCCCCACCUCCUGUCUGCCCGGUGACAUCCAUGGCUUGCUCAGCCAGUCCCACCAGAACCAGCCGGGCCCCAUCGGCACGCUACCUCUGACCUGCCACACUCCGACUAUGGUGGAAGCCGUCUCCAUGAACAACAAUCAUUCAGCCUUCCAGAGCAGAGCACAAAAUGGCCAUCCCUACCCUCCCAGGCAGAGGGCCGUGUUUAUGCAAGGGACAGGAGGAGGUGGAGUCCAGAGUAACCUGGAGUUAAAGAUGGAGAGCAGGGAAGGGGAGGAGAUGAUGCACAAUGACCACGACCAUGGCUCAAACAGCCCAAGAUCAGAUGAUGAGAGCGAAAGCAAAACACAUGGAGAAAACAGCACUCAAAACAGCAUCCAUGAGGACGAAGACCUGAGCCCCGAGCAGAAGGCCGAACGCGAGCGAGAGAGGAGGAUGGCCAACAACGCCAGAGAACGCCUGCGUGUGCGGGAUAUCAACGAGGCCUUCAAGGAGCUGGGCCACAUGUGUCAGCUGCACCUGAAGAGUGAGAAGCCGCAGACCAAACUGCUGGUGCUGCACCAGGCGGUGGCAGUGAUCCUGAGUCUGGAGCAGCAGGUCAGAGAAAGAAACCUGAACCCCAAGGCUGCAUGUCUACGGAGAAGAGAGGAAGAGAAGGCGUCCGGCAUCAUGUCGGAUCCACAGUCUGUACAUCUCGCUUUUCAUCCAAGUCUGACAGACCCUUCAAACCCCAUGGGUCACCUCUGAGCAUCUCUUACAGACAACCUAAAGCCCACAUAAAAUCCAGGAGGAUGCAGCUCCUGUCAGGUGUCCAGUGUUUCCAGUAAAUUCAUCCGGAGCAGCUCAGGCUCCCAGACCGGAAAGCGUGAUGCUAUUGGACAAUCAUUCCUUCUCUUCCCAAAUGGAUUUUUUAUAACUUUGUGCCUAAAUAUGAUUUGUAUCAGACAAAUGCAUUGUAAGCUGCAGAUGUUUUGUACAUAUUUUUUUAGAUUGAUUGGUAAUAUUUCUGUUGCAAUACAUCAGAACGGACGGAUCUGAUAACGUAGAGCUUCAUGUGCUGUUUAAAAUGGGAAAAAAAAAAGGUUUGCUGGUUAUAUUUUCAGCGUUUCAAUAUAUAUCACAAAGCUCAGUGGACGGACUUUCUCAUAUUUCUGUGUUUUUUUUUAUUGUGGGCUCUAUGUGUGUGGGAGUGAGUGUGUAAAUACUGCAGGGGUUUGAACAUUCUGUGAAUGAACAGAUCUCAAGGAAUGUUCUUUUUAAUCAAACAUGGGGAUCAAACCGUGUCUGUAAAGGUGAUCAAUGUUUCUUCAAUGCACUGCAACAAAAAUCUUAUUUCCUGCGUCGACGGUGGAGAUAAUCCACCAUCUUCUUGUAAUUAUCGCUCCUCGGAUGUCGUCAAGCAAACUCUGUGCAUGUUUAAGUUUUUAAUUGAAAAUUAUCUUUUUUUUUUAAGUUAUAAGUUAUCUUUUAUACAAUUUGUGAACUUAAUAAUGUGCUUUUAAUUGUUAUUUUAAUCAUGAAGACUGUUUUGUGCAGUUUAUAGAUGUACUUACAUUUAAUGAUCUGAGCAAUACAGUGUUACUAAAGAGGC